Lytechinus pictus (painted urchin) is the source of this 432-nucleotide messenger RNA. RefSeq lists its product as uncharacterized. Gene Ontology annotation, biological process: DNA integration. Gene Ontology annotation, molecular function: nucleic acid binding. The record is from RefSeq and is a predicted model, not a curated record. Lineage: Eukaryota; Metazoa; Echinodermata; Echinoidea; Temnopleuroida; Toxopneustidae. The transcript has a single exon. The coding region runs from base 1 to 432 and encodes 143 amino acids.
AUGACGGGAAUCUUCAGUCUGUUCGGUCCACCAGAAGAGAUUGUGUCCGACAACGGUCCACAAUUUGUCGGGAAACCAUUCCAAGACAUGUGCAAGAAGUGGAAUAUCAAGCACAUCACAUCUUCACCGCACUAUCCAAGAUCCAACGGAUUAGCUGAGAGAAUGGUUCGUACAAUCAAGAAUCUGUUGACGAAGUGUUCUCAAACUAGCCAAGACAGUCAACUAGCCAUGAUGCACCUGAGAGCAACACCAGUUGACAAUAACUUGAGAUCACCAGCAGAGAUGUUGUUUGGAAGACCCAUCCGAACCACAUUGCCAAGUCACUAUCUUUCGAGAGAUUCUGCUGCCACCGAGUUUCUCUUGAAUAGGCAAGACAAAAUGAAGGAAGGCAUGAUCGACAUGCAAGUUCUGAUCUGCCACCACUGCAUGUAG